AUGUUUAAAGCAAAGAAAAUGCAAACAAUGAGACCAAAGAAAAAAGUGCCAAAGGGUACUUUACGAUAUGACCUUCAUAAAACAAUUAAAGAAGGUAUUUCAAAAGGAACAUUAAAAGAUUCUGUUAAAUGUCCAGCAAAUGGAAAUCAAAACGAAUGGCUAGCAGUUAAUUGCUUUGACUUUUUUAAUAAUAUACUGUUAAUAUAUUCAGCAGUAUCUGAUUUAUGUUCUCCAAAUGCAUGUCCGAUUAUGAAUGGAGGACCUAAUAUGGAAUAUCUUUGGAUGGAAAAUAAAAAAUCAGUUCAACUACCUGCACGAGAAUAUUGCGAAAAAUUAUUUGAGUGGGUUCAAACUUGCUUUGACGAUACUAAAAUAUUCCCUGCUGAAUUUACUGCUAAAGCACCGAAAGCAUUUAUGCCUACUUUAACAAAAAUAUUUAAACGAUUAUUCAGAGUAUAUGCACAUAUGUUCUAUAGUCAUGCCAAUCAUUUAAAAGAGUUGGACUUAAGUGAUCAAGCUUAUUUAGGAUUUAGACAUUUCUAUGUCUUUUGCAGAGAAUAUGAUUUAUUGUCUAAAGAAGAUAUUUCUCCAUUAGAACAGAUGAUCGAACCAAUUGACAAAGAGUUUAAUCUUAAAAAACUUAAUUAA
Messenger RNA from Entamoeba dispar SAW760, 648 nucleotides. RefSeq lists its product as uncharacterized. Gene Ontology annotation, biological process: positive regulation of protein phosphorylation; signal transduction. NCBI's taxonomy places the organism in Eukaryota, Evosea, Mastigamoebida, Endamoebidae. The record is from RefSeq and is a predicted model, not a curated record. Gene Ontology annotation, molecular function: protein kinase activator activity. The transcript has a single exon. Gene Ontology annotation, cellular component: cytoplasm; nucleus. The coding region runs from base 1 to 648 and encodes 215 amino acids.